AUGACGGCGACAGGCGCACGACGUUCGACCUCGAGCGGUGUUUCCAAUCUUUCAGCCUCAGCCACGGUGGUAAAUUCAAACUCCACCCAGACCACACCAAGGAUUCCCGGAUGCGCGAUAGCCUCAAAUGAGGAUGAUAGCUCGGACGACUCAUCGUCUAGCGAUGAAUUUGACGAGCACGCAACCCGCUUCCGGUUUCCUCCGGGCGAGUUACCGGAUGACCCUAUCCAAGGGUGGCCCCAGCUGGCUCUGCUGAUGGCCAAGACUCCCGACUUUGCGGCCUUCUCUCGAUUCAGGGAUCUGAACACUAAGAGUCUCCUGUAUUACCAGGCUGAACUAAGAGGCUAUCGGAAGAAGCUCCAUAAUCUGGAAUACGAGGAUGCUGGGAAAGGGAAUUGGUGGGACCAGCGCGCGGACCUGCUGGUGGAGUCAAAAUCGGUGCAGUUCGAGACCGUGGUGGAGAUGAGGAAGGUAUUGAAAGAAUACAACAAGGCAUUAAAGCUAUACACUGAGAUAUGCGCCUUACCCGGCCCCGAACCAGACAACAUGCGAGCACUCCGAAAGUGGCUAGGGGAUAAAAGAUGUGGGGAUAACACAAUUCGUGGUCGUGAUGGGCUGAAUAACACCUGGGGUGAUAUGAGGAAGGAUCCAGACGCAGAGCUUGGUAGCCUUUGGAGACAAUUCGGAAGAGUAGUAUUAGGAUUGGUCUGGGCACGACCUCCACCCACGGACGAUCUUGACCUAGUAGCUACUGAACCUCAGGGAAAGAUUGAUGGCCUCACUCGCUGGGUUGUCUGCGAUCUCGUCCGCUUCUACAAAAACUUUUGCGAAUACCGGAAAGAACAACGAGAAAAGAAAAUGCAACAGCGAUUGGAUAUCGAGAACACGGCAGAAGCGACUCCCGGUUGCUUUGGGCGAUGGCGGGAGAAGAAGAAACGCAAGAAGGAAAGACGCGACACGGGGAACAUGCAACCAACCAUUGAUCUUGGAGUUGACAAGGUGAAGAAGGAGGAUACGUUGGAAAGUUGGGGAGAUAAGACUGCUUUGAGAGUCACAUCUACGAUCUCGACCGUCAUCGCAUGCUUACUCCCAGUCAUCGCCAUCUCCAUUCUGUCACAGCUCCACGGCCUUAGGAACCUGCUCAUUUGCUUGGCCGGCUUCGCCAUCUUCUUUGCCUUGGCCUUGAUCUUCCUCACCCAAGGAACCAGCUCGAGAACCGAGAUCUUCGCUGCAACCGCCGCAUUCUCGGCAGUGAUGGUGGUGUUCAUUUCAGUACCGCCGGCGCCCAUUAUCAAUAUGCCCCCUGGCUCGCCUAUGCCGUCUGUCACUCCGAGGCCGACCUACGCGUUGUGA
Trematosphaeria pertusa is the source of this 1353-nucleotide messenger RNA. RefSeq lists its product as uncharacterized. Bases 1 to 1353 code for a protein of 450 amino acids. NCBI's taxonomy places the organism in Eukaryota, Fungi, Ascomycota, Dothideomycetes, Pleosporales, Trematosphaeriaceae. The transcript has 3 exons. The record is from RefSeq and is a predicted model, not a curated record.